Aspergillus melleus is the source of this 1116-nucleotide messenger RNA. RefSeq names its product putative zinc-containing alcohol dehydrogenase. Lineage: Eukaryota; Fungi; Ascomycota; Eurotiomycetes; Eurotiales; Aspergillaceae. The record is from RefSeq and is a predicted model, not a curated record. The transcript is spliced from 3 exons. Gene Ontology annotation, molecular function: zinc ion binding; oxidoreductase activity. The coding region runs from base 1 to 1116 and encodes 371 amino acids.
AUGAAGGCUGUCGUAUAUCAAGAACCCGGCUCCUUUGCCAUCGAGGACCGGCCCAAGCCCACGAUCCUGCAACCGGGCGAUGCCAUCGUGAAACUCAUCUACACCACCAUUUGCGGUACUGACCUUCACAUCCUUCAAGGCCAUGUUCCAUCCUGUAAGCCCGGUCGCAUUCUGGGCCACGAAGGUGUAGGAGUCGUUGACAGUGUCGGCCCCGGAGUCAAUGGACCGCGAGCAGGGGACCGGGUGCUGAUUUCAUGUAUCUCGGCCUGCGGAAUGUGUACAGCUUGUCGCAAGGCAAUGACCUCCCAUUGCUCAACAGGCGGCUGGAUUCUAGGCAAUGGAAUUGAUGGCACACAAGCCGAGUACGUGCGCGUGCCACAUGCCAACUUCUCUCUCCAUGUUCUGCCUGCCAGCAUUCCCAGCGACAUCGCGGUCACCUUCUCCGAUAUUCUCCCCACGGCCUAUGAAUGUGGAGUUCUUAAUGCUGCUGUGCAGCCCGGAGCGUCGGUUGCUGUUGUUGGGCCUGGGCCUAUCGGUCUGGCAGCGCUGAUGCUGGUCCAGCGACUCUUCGGUCCGUCACAAGUGGUGGUGAUUGGCCGAGGAGAGUCGCGUCUGCGCAUUGCCAAAAGCCUCGGGGCAAGUCAUACUUUUAGUUCGCGAGAAGGUCUGGAAAGUGCAGUCCAAGCGGCUAUCGAAGCUAAUGGCGGUACUGGAUACGACGCCGUGAUCGAGGCUGUCGGGUCGAAGGAGAGCUUCGAGCUGGCGCAGAUGCUGGUUGGGGCGGGGGGUACGAUUGCCAGUCUUGGCGUAUUUGGCAGUAAAUGUGACCUUCACCUUGACCGUUUAUGGAAUCAGAAUAUCUGUUUGCGCACGCGUUUGGUAGAUGCUGUCUCAACGCCGAAUCUUUUGAAGAUGGUAGAGUCAAAAAUGAUCCAUCCGGAGGUUCUGAUCUCGCAUCGAUUCUCGUUCGUAGACAUGCUCCAGGCGUAUGACACGUUCCAGGCAGCAUCCCAGCAAGAUGCGCUGAAGGUCGUGGUCGCCAUGGCAGACGAAGUCAAUGGCGUGGCGAACGAGAAGGAAGCGGUGUCUGUAGAUGGACUCUGCAGUAAGAAGUGA